Paramecium octaurelia is the source of this 843-nucleotide messenger RNA. The record is from the annotation of a GenBank genome assembly. NCBI's taxonomy places the organism in Eukaryota, Ciliophora, Oligohymenophorea, Peniculida, Parameciidae.
AUGGGUGUUUGUUCUAAUAAGAGUUAGACCUUGAAUGAGAAAGAGGAGGUAUGUUUUGAAGAUAAAACAAUAGAAUAUUGCUCUGUUAUUAGAUAUUAAUAAUCCUAGGAAUGUUAAUCAUGUAUAUGCAAAUAAUUUCACACUCAUUCCAAAUAAGUUCAUUGGAAGAGGAAUCAAAAAAACCAAUCAAUAUACAACAAAAUUAUCCAGAAUUGAAUGGGAUUUAAUGUAAAAAUAGUUUUGGGGUAGAGUUACAAAUUAUAUCCAGAUAGCCGUAAAGAUUGUUCUGAAUGGGCAAUUAUCAAGAAAGCAAUUUUGUGCGAUGAUGAAUGUAUCAAAAGUAGUCAUGCCAUUUUAUAGCCUUGGUUCUUUAAAUUCUGGGGGAAGCCAAUUUAAAAAUGAUUGGGAAUUCCAUUUAAGUGUUGGUUUAAGAUAGUAUAAUUUCUAUAUAAAUAAGAGCAUAUAUUUCAAGUCCCAAUAUUCGUAAUUAAUGAGCCUACCUUUUGCAGCAAUAACAAAUUUGAACUGAAUUUCGAAACUUCCAUUUUGAAGGUAAUUUAGAUAACCAUCUAGGUGAGAGUUCGAAGUAGCAAAUUGCCAUAGGAUUUUGAGAUUUCAACUUAAAGCACUUCCACAAUACUAGAAAUCAAGUAAAUCAUAUUGUAGGCUGCAAAAGAGAACACUUGCAGAUUGUAUUUAAAUGGAAGGGAAUUGAUAGAUUAGAAUUAAUUAGGAAAUUAUUCUAUAAGUUCAGGAACUGUAUAUUCCAAUAAUUAUACAAUUAGGUAAUCUAAGCUUUUUUGUGAUUAUAUUGAUAUUUAUUUAUAUUUUUUAUGCUUUUGA